Molecule: messenger RNA, 492 nt
Organism: Vicugna pacos (alpaca)
Lineage: Eukaryota; Metazoa; Chordata; Mammalia; Artiodactyla; Camelidae
Product: ribonuclease kappa
Biological process (GO): nucleic acid metabolic process
Molecular function (GO): RNA endonuclease activity
Source: RefSeq, a predicted model, not a curated record
CACGACGGUUGGGUCCAGAAGCCACGCCCCCUCGGCCGCCCUACCAGUUCUCCGUCCUCCAAGCGAGCCCCCUAGUCCAGCCCGCUUCCCCACAGCUGGUCGGGGCUUCCACUCACCGCCUACCUACCCGGCCUACAUCAAGGCGAUCCCCGACUCCCUUCUUCAUGGCGUCGCUUCUGUGCUGUGGGCCCAAGCUGGCCGCCUGCGGCAUCGUCCUCAGCGCCUGGGGAGUGAUCAUGUUGAUAAUGCUCGGAAUCUUUUUCAAUGUCCACUCCGCUGUGCUUUUUGAGGAUGUUCCCUUCACGGAGAAAGAUUUUGAGAAUGGCCCCCAGAACAUAUACAACCGUUACGAGCAAGUCGGUUACAACUGUUUCAUCGCCGCGGGCAUUUACUUCCUUCUCGGAGGCUUCUUUUUCUGCCAGCUUCGGCUCAAUCAGCGCAAGGAAUACAUGGUGCGCUAGAGCACCGUCGCGUUUCCCCUCUCCUGCCCCC